AACUUUUAAUCUAUUCGCAUAUCAGCGAUGAUAAUAAUACAUAGCUCGGCGACGAUAGAUUGUACUUUGAGUAUUUGUUUUCGAGUCUAAAGUUCAGUUCUGGUCCAUUGAAUAAUAUUGUUCAGUUAUAACGAGGGAUUUCGCGAAGAAAGUUGCUCACUCGCGUUCAGCUUGACACGUCAUUCAUCUCUACUAGCAGGUUCACCGUAAAUAAACAUGAAGAAUACGGGAAAAUUAGCCGGUCGUACUAUCUUCAUAACUGGUGCAUCGCGCGGCAUCGGCAAGGCUAUCGCUCUAAAAGCAGCCCAGGAUGGUGCCAAUAUCGUUGUGGCAGCGAAGACUGCUGAACCUCAUCCCAAAUUACCUGGAACGAUCUACACUGCCGCCGCUGAAAUUGAAGCUGCCGGAGGAAAAGCCCUGCCAUGUGUGGUCGAUGUUCGUGACGAGAACGCAGUACGGACCGCCGUGAAGAAUGCGGUGGAGAAAUUCGGUGGCAUCGACAUUCUGGUCAAUAAUGCCAGCGCGAUUUCGCUGACUCCUACCGAGCAGACCGACAUGAAGCGAUAUGAUUUGAUGCACAAUAUCAACACUCGUGGAACAUUUUUGGUUUCCAAGGAAUGCAUUCCAUACCUGAAGAAAAGCAACCAUGCUCACAUACUGAACAUUUCUCCCCCGCUGAAUCUGAACCCGCAUUGGUUCAGCAAUCACGUGGCGUAUACAAUGGCAAAAUACGGCAUGUCGAUGUGCGUUCUGGGCAUGGCCCAGGAGUUCAAAAAGGAUAACAUUGCGGUGAAUGCCUUGUGGCCUCGCACUGCUAUCUACACUGCGGCGAUGGAAAUGCUCACCGGCAAGGAGAGUGACCAAUUCUCCCGUAAGCCGGAAAUCAUGAGCGAUGCUGCGUACGCCGUGCUUUGCAAGGAACCUAAAAACUGCACGGGAAAUUUCCUAAUCGAUGACGAAGUCCUGCAAGCCGCUGGUAUCACUGAUAUGAAGCAGUACGCUUGUGUUCCGGAGAAUGUCGACAAGUUGAUGCCUGAUUUCUUCCUGGAUGUGGCACCGGAGAAAUUGGUGGAGUUCGCAGCUGAGGGAAGUCAUGCGGCUUCUUUGAAGAAGGCUGCCGCUCCAGCUGGUAAAAUUGAAGGUCUAUUCCAGAAAAUCGAGUCCCUCUUGAGCGAUGAAAUUGUUAAGAAGACUGGAGCCGUGUUUGAGUUUAACGUUAAGGGUGAAGAGGCAGGUUUGUGGUUUGCCGAUUUGAAGAAUGGAACCGGAAAGGUAGGAAAGGGAAAAUCACCGGUGACUGCUGAUGCCACUCUUACCAUGGAUUCGAAACACUUCUUCGAUAUGUUCAGCGGAAAACUGAAGCCAGCUAGUGCAUUCAUGACGGGAAAGCUGAAGAUUUCCGGUGAUUUGCAGAAGGCGAUGAAGCUUGAAAAGUUGAUGGGCGGACUAAAAUCAAAGUUGUAAAGUAUUUAUGUUUUUGAUAGGCUUAUAGGUUUCUGCAAUACAUUUUAUAAAUGAAUAAAAUAUUUGAUUUAUUUUGUAAUAAA
Molecule: messenger RNA, 1547 nt
Organism: Aedes albopictus (Asian tiger mosquito)
Lineage: Eukaryota; Metazoa; Arthropoda; Insecta; Diptera; Culicidae
Gene: Hsdl2
Product: hydroxysteroid dehydrogenase-like protein 2
Exons: 4
Coding region: 217-1464 (415 amino acids)
Cellular component (GO): mitochondrion
Source: RefSeq, a predicted model, not a curated record